AGACGCAUGAGAGGCUGAAAGGUUUGGUUCACUGGGCCAGUGGACCAUCAGAAACCAUCAUAGUCGUCAUUCAAAGAUAUGCCAUGGACUGGACAUCCAAAAGCCAAUCUCGCCGACCACCAAUGGAUGGGGAGGAGGAUCAGAAGCAUUCCUUUGCAGCGGAGCAGAUUCUGGAUGAAUAUUUAAUCACUCUCCAACACAAAAACAGGGUGUUAAAGAGACUGAGGGCCAAGGACCCCAAACAGAUUGAACUGGAGAGGCUGGAGCAGGGCUUCUCCAUCUACAUCAACGGCGCCAACGCAGACAAGUCUGACCCUAAAGGCGCUCGAGCCAGCAGGUCCCCUCACGCCUCCACAGCCUCCCCUCCGGCCACCCCCCGAACUGCACACACUGCAGAGGCUUCUAGAUGCAGUGAUACAGACAAAGAGUUGAAGCGAAGCCAUACCGCACCAGGCAAAGUGCAAAGAAGAGAAUGGGUGCAGAACUCAGUUCACAUACGCACAGAGGAAGGGACCAGCCUGAAGCUCCUACCCGAGCCACGCUACUCUGCUGACUUUGAGCCCUACGAAAGCGUCAACAUGGAGGGUGCAGGCGAUGACUGUAAAGUGUCCCGAGCGCUGGGCAGCAGAUCGGAGUCGUGUCUGACCCAAGCCGAGCCUGACCACAGUGAGCGUGUUCUCCUCAACAUGGACCAGGUCAAGGUCCUGCGGCGUAGCCUGGAGAAGAGCGUGAGGCGCAGCAGCCGUGGGUCGGCGGGCGAGGACUCGGAGGACGAGUGGGUGGAGGAGCAGAUCGAGCGCGAGGAGAGCAGCGAGAGCCUGGAGGAGCUGGGUCUGGCCGCCAGCCCCAAACACACCAGCCAGCCAAUCAGCAGCCAGCUGCGGCCCAGCGACCUCAUCGUGCUGGACUUUGGCCCCUCCGCCACGGGUCGUAAAGUGGAGCGCUCUUUGUCAGCGAAGAGAAAAGAGAACGUGGAGGCCUACAUCCCCACCAAGCCAAUGCUCGUGAAGAAACCUCCAGACAGACCUGCCUCAAGAACCAGCACUGCCUCUUCCCGUCCUGGCAGUCGUGUAGAGCGCCCCCUGUCUGCAGCCCGCAAGCCACUGCAGGAGAACAGAGAUCCUGAGGAGACUGUUAGCCGUGUGUUCCAGGCUCUUCAGAGGGAAAACACUCCUUUGUCCACGCACACUCAACCGCCCGAGUCCAGGUCACACACACUCUCACCUGAGCGCAGACAGCACACACCUGAGCCGAGGUCCCCUGCACACACACCAGAGCCCGGUUCACUUGCUCACACACCCACACCCAAAUCUCCCACACACUCCCCCAUCACAAGAUCGCCUGCGUGCACGCCUGUGAGCAGAUCUCACACACUCACACAGCUGCCAAAGACCAGGAGUCUCAGCCCCCAGCAGUCUGAACACAGACUCUUCAACCGCAGCCCUGUCAAGGGUCAUCUGUUGAAUGGAUUGGGUUGCCCUGGUGAUGAAGAUGAGUAUGAUGAAGACUAUGAUGCGAGUCGGGUGACGAGAGCCAUGCAGAGGAUAACACUGAUGGGUCCCAGUCAACAGAAGAAGCUGCUGAAAGCUCUAGAACGCAUCGAGUCGGAAUCCGACGUGGAGCCUCCGCCUAAACUCAAGAGUCUCAGCAGCGUGAGCCACAGCCUGAGGAGCCAAGCGUCCGCAGAGGUAACACCAACUCUGUACGUAACCAUGGAGAUCCUGUCCAACUGGGGGAAUGCGUGGCACGUUGGGCUCACAGAGAUGCAGUUCUUUUGCGGGAAGAGCCGCAAGAUUUACGUGUCGCCCCACGACCUGGACAUCCGGAACGCACAAGAGCCGGGCAACCUGGGCGCACUGGUCAAUGGGAAAACAAAGACCACUAAGGAACGGAACAUGUGGGUGUGUGUAUUUCCUCCACCAGUUCAGCUCUACUUCAUCCUGAGGAACACUGAGCGCGCUCCAGACUUCACCCUCUCACACAUCAAGAUCUGGAACUACAACAGAAGCCUCAAUGAUCUGGACGUAGGCGCUCGUCAUGUGAGGCUUUAUGUAAACAGCACGCUGGUGUUUGAGGGGGAGCUGCAGAAGGGCUGUGGCAACUCCGUGUUUGACUACAGCACGGCCAUCGACCUGCAGGAACUCCAGCUCCCAGACUGCAACACUCCCAGCCCCGUCACAUCCUCACACAGCCUGAGGGGCUGCAGCCCACAGAGCCAUGACACCCAGACCCACCAGGAAGUCAGCACCUGCAACAACCAACCAAAAGCCCAGAUAGAAACAAGCAAGCAGGCCCUGCCGGAGCCGCGCGCUGCAGCCAUGCAGAAGGACUCGCUGGAGCUGGACACCCACCCGCUGGACGCCCACUCGCCCACGCCGCCGCUGCCCGAGGAGGAGGAGGAGGAGAGGCCGCGCACGGUCACCACGCAGCCCUCCGGCCGCACGCCCGAUUGGCUCAACCCCUCGGGGAGGGCGGGGUCGGAGGCCUCCGGGGCGGGGCUUGAGCGGGAGAGGGAGAGGGAGCGCGAUCGCGAGCGACCCCUGUGGCUGGCGCGCUCCGAGCCCAAGAGCUCGUCGGUGCUGCCCGAGCUGGCGUGCCACCCGGGCCGCGUGUGCCAGGGCUCGGCUCCCAGGCCCAAACCCGGCCGGCCGCAGAGGGGCACCAGCUCGGAGUUCAGCGCCGACUCCCUGGACCUGGACUCGGAGCUGGGCCUGGACAUCCGGCCCGAACGGGACCGCGAGAAGGAGAGGGACAAGGAGAGGGGUCGGGCGGUUCGGGAUCUGGGGUCGGACCUGCUGGAGGACUUUUGUGAGCGGAUGGAGCGACCGGUCAGCGGGAGGAGAGGCUCGUCACGGGGAGGAGCCAAAGGCAUCGGUCAGAACUCAGAACUGACCAGCAGCACCAGCAGCACAGGUCUGGGUCCAGUGCUGGGGGCGAGCCGUAGGCAGCGUCCCCACUGGCCGAGUGAGCAGGAGGACUCUCUGAUGGAGUCGUGGGACUCGCUGACCAAGUUCAACCAGAGCCAGCGCGGGCGCAUCUCCAACAUGGCGUACGAGGGCGACAUCUUCGACGAGUUCCUGCAGCGCCAGAGCUCGCACGCGCACCACCACGCCCUGGCGCGCCCCUCGCCGCUCCACCCGCUGCCCGCCGCCCCGACGCCCCAAGACGAGCCGGAGGACGAGCCGCCGGACCUCCGCGACGAGGAGGACUUCGAGAUCCCCGUGCUGCCGCAGGGCCAGACGCUGGUGGUCAGCGUCCUGUCCACGUGGGGCGACCGCCACUACGUGGGCCUCAACGGCCUGGAGGUGUUCAGCGCCACCGGCGAGCCGCUCAAGCCGGCGCGCAUCAGCGCCAACCCGCCGGACAUCAACAUCCUGCCGGCGUACGGCAAGGACCCGCGCGUGGUGGCCAACCUGAUCGACGGCGUCAACCGCACGCAGGACGACAUGCACCUGUGGCUGGCGCCCUUCACGCCCGGCCGGCGGCACGUGGUGGAGCUGGACCUGGGCAGCGUCCACCGCCUGGCCAUGGUGCGCGUCUGGAACUACAACAAGUCGCGCAUCCACUCGUUCAGAGGCGCCCGCGAGGUGGAGAUGAGCCUGGACGGGAGGUGCAUCUUCAGGGGAGAGAUCGCCAAGGCCUCGGGCACCCUGUCUGGAGGACUGGACCAGUUUGGAGACACCAUCUUGUUUACCACGGACGAUGCCAUCCUGGAGGCCAUGUCCCGCUUCGACGAGACGUUCGUGGACAGCAGGGGGGAGGAGGCGGUGCCCGGCGUGGUGGAGGAGGAGCUGCAGCGGCCGAGGACCGCAGACGGGGAGGGAGACGAGAGACCCUUCACCCAGGCCGGCUUCAGAGAGGACGAGCAGCCGCUGGAUCUGCGGGUGAGCCCACGUUCUGAGAGCUCCCCUGACAUCCAGCCCACUCCAGGGGUGUACACAGGGAAGACACUGAAGCUGACCCUGAGCGAGACGUGGGGAGACGUGCACUACCUGGGCCUGACGGGGUUAGAGGUGGUCAGCCAGGAGGGCCAGAGCAUCCCCCUGGACAUCGCCAUGCUGGACGCAUCGCCACGCGACCUCAAUGACUUGCCCGACCACAGCAACGACCUCCGCACCCUGGACAAGUUGAUUGACGGCCAGAACAUCACCACGGACGACGAGCACAUGUGGCUGAUCCCGUUCAGCCCCGGCUCCGAGCACCAGCUCACCGUGCAGCUGCCCGCGGCACACACACUCACCGGGCUACGGGUGUGGAACUACAACAAGUCACCAGAGGACACCUACAGAGGGGUAAAAGUGAUGCACGUAACCAUGGACGACGUGACGAUCUCUCCACCGGAGGGCUUCUUGGUGCGCAAGGGUCUGGGCCACUGCCACUUCGACUUCGCCCAGGAGAUCCUCUUCAUCGACUACCUGCAGGCCACAGACACUAGCACACAAAUGAACAGCGGGAGCUCGUGCCAAAGGGAAGAAGCCAGUAUGGAUUAUGAAGCUCCUCUCAUGCCCUGCGGAUUCAUCUUUCAGCUGCAGCUGCUGACCACGUGGGGUGACCCCUACUACAUCGGCCUGAACGGCAUCGAGCUGUACGACCACAACGACCAGAAGAUCCCCCUCAGCGACAACAACAUUGCUGCAUUCCCAGACAGUGUGAAUGUGCUGGACAGUGUGAGUGGAGAUGUGCGCACACCGGACAAACUGGUGGACGGAGUCAAUAAUACACAUGACGGCCGACACAUGUGGCUUGCUCCUGUACUACCUGGGCUGGUGAAUCGGGUGUAUGUGAUUUUUGACCAGCCCAUGACCGUGUCCAUGAUCAAGCUGUGGAAUUAUUCCAAGACGCCACAAAGAGGGGUCAAGGAGUUUGGGCUGCUUGUGGAUGAUCUGCUGGUGUAUAACGGCAUCCUUGACUGCGUGAGCAUAGUGAGGGGCAUCCUGCCCACGUGUGACCCCGUAGUGCCAUACCACACCAUCCUCUUCACCAACAACACACACAUCGCCCAGCGGGAGAAGAACACCAUCAUCAGCAACCAUGUGGAGGACCAGGAUGUGAAGAUGACCAAUGAAAAUCAGAUAGUCCACCAACACAGGCGGAAACCGAGUGCUGACCCAGCCCUUCGUCCCAAAACAUGUAUGACAGACACUGGAAAGCUGGGGAAGAGAAGAUACUAAAGCUGGCGAGAGAGUGUGGGCAAGAUGCGACGUAACAGGUCUUCUAGUUAGAUAUUAGGCUCACUUGACUUAGAGCACAUGCCCACUACCUGUGCUCACUGGAUGAGCCCUCACAAACUGCUGUGCCUUUCAGGAAACAGCCAAUCACAUGGUAACAAUAGCUACCGAAGAACUUCUGAAGCUAGCGAAGGCCCAUGUCAUUCUGCUCGGGUGGCCUAGUAUGGCACAAAAAUCCUUGCACAAGGGUGUGUUUUUGAGUGAAAAAUGCACAAUCAGGGACAUUUAUUAAUGUUCAUCUCCAUAUUCAGACACUCACUGGCAAGCAUUUGGGAUGGGACUGAUUUUUACAGUGUCUCACUCCUCUCUCUCUCAAAUGCUGCUGUAUCUAUAUGUAAGAUACAUAUGUGAAUACUUGUGUACAUAUGCUCAAUAAUUUGCUGUCUAGACCAUUUUACUGAGAUGGUGUUGUUUCUCUGUACUCCCAAGAGCAGGUAAGGUUCCUUGUCUAAGUGCCCUUCUCCGCACUGUACAUCUGCGUGCUUUCAGUCAGUUCAUGAAACCAAAUGUCUGGUUUUUAUCAAUGUAUGAGCCAGCUUCACCCCAAUUAAUGUGAAAUGUGUUAAUGCAUAUAGAAUUGUGCUGUUAUUGCCAAUACAUAUAUUGAUGAGGGCACACAGAAGGACCGUGUGUAGAAUGUGUUGCUGUGCGUGGCAUAUGUGACUCAGCAUCACUCCUCUGCUAGGUAGUAGUGCUAGUGAGAAUUUUGUAUAUACACUAUACAAUAUAUGCAAGCAAUGGAUAUAUAUAUACCUCAAAAAUUGUUCAACGUUUAAGCUAUAGUUUAUUCAAAAGUUAAACUGUACUUUCAGUGUCAUUCAGUUCUCAGAAUGGACCACCUUAGUGACUGUGUGUGCGUGUGUGUGUGUGUGCGUUCACAAGCGGUUUAGUUGUAUGUGUGUGUGUGUGUAUAUCUUGCAUUCCAUUCCAAGUUCCCCUAUUCUCAGUACUACUGACAUUCAGAAUAUUCUAUGAGAACCUUUUGGGGGGAUGCUGUUUUUUGAAAAAGCAGUUUUGUUAGGAAUUGAAGUGUCAGUUGGAGCUUAUAAUAAAGCAGUCCUUUAAAUGUUCUGUGUUCAUAUAAACAAUAUCUUUCAGUCUUUUUUAAACAAAAUCCCAAAAUAAUGGUCAAUGUAAUGCAGUCAUUACUCAAUAAAUAUUGAUUUAAAACAUG
Sardina pilchardus (European sardine) is the source of this 6402-nucleotide messenger RNA. RefSeq names its product katanin-interacting protein. The transcript is spliced from 29 exons. The coding region runs from base 84 to 5171 and encodes 1695 amino acids. Lineage: Eukaryota; Metazoa; Chordata; Actinopteri; Clupeiformes; Clupeidae. The record is from RefSeq and is a predicted model, not a curated record.